AUGGAGAAGGUGAACAUCGAGCCAUGUGUGAAGAUGGACACCCAAACCCUUGAUCUUCUCAAGAUAAGAGAUGAUGUCACAUGGUACAUAAGGAAGCUAGGCUUGAGCAAGCUCUUCAAGCUAGAAUGUAGUGAGUACUCACAACUCACCAAGGAGUUCCUCUCUACAGUAGCUCUUGCCUUUCCCAACCACAAUGGAGACCAACCAGCUGGUGAUGGACUCCUACUCUUCAAGAUAGGCGAUGCCAAUGGGCGCAUCUCCAUCUCAGCUCUAUGCCAACUCUUUGGACUUCCCAAUGAGACAGCACAUGACUUCAAGGAGAACUCAAAGAGGAAACAAGCUGCCUUUGCUGAUUGGACACACUUUGCCAAUGAACCAUUCUUGCCUUCAAGGUCAAAGGUGUCUAGAAUCACUCAUCCAGCCAUUCGCUAUGUGCACCGCCUCAUCUCCACCACUUUCCAAUGCAAACAAGAAGCCAACAAGACAUUCAUCAAUGUGAGGAAGCUAGCUAAAGACUUGGAAGGCAACAAGAAGCUUUGUGUUCGUUUUGGGAGGCUUAUCACGGCCAUAGUACAACAUGUGGGGAUUGACAUUCCCAACUAUGAGCCACUACCCAAGCCAACCCCUUUGGAUCUCCAUGCUCUUCAGCACAUCCACUUCCUAAACCGUUGGACUAAAGACCCAACUCGGUUUUGCUAUGAGUUUCCAAUUGGUCCAGCCAACACUUCCCUUGUCUUGCUGCCACAUGAGGACAUCCCAAGCCUACGCUCAGGAGUUGUCACUUUCCAGCCCAAUGAGGAAGACUUCUAUGUUCCAUCAACAUGCAGUCAAGACUCAACGCCGCCUCCAAGAACGCCAUGUUCUCACUACUGGCAUGGCGCGCAUCAAGCUCUAGACCGUGUUAACAAGCUGGAGAAGAUAGUGGAGUGCCAAUCUCGCUUCAUCUCACGCCUAGUCCGCGUAGUUCGCCACAUUGCACCGGAGAGACUCUUUCGCCCUUCUUCCACCGCUAGAGAGCCAUAUGAGCCUGACCUUGGUGAGUUCUCACUAGACUCAGAGCUUGGUUCAGAAGGCGAUGACCCCAUAGAUGAGGAAGAGAGUUCUUCUCACUGCCACACAUAG
Messenger RNA from Microthlaspi erraticum, 1122 nucleotides. NCBI's taxonomy places the organism in Eukaryota, Viridiplantae, Streptophyta, Magnoliopsida, Brassicales, Brassicaceae. The record is from the annotation of a GenBank genome assembly.